AUGGCAAGUGCGGAUCCCCCCUCCGGGGCACGGCGGGGCGGCACGGGAUUCACACCAGCUGGACUAACAUUCUGGUCCCUCAACGUUAGAGGCCUCAACAUCCCGGAGAAGCGCUCCUCGCUUAUGCGGCGGCUGUGGGCCGCGAGAGCGUCCGUGGUGUUCCUGCAGGAGAUGCAUUUUCGUCAAGGGGACGCCCCGAAGCUGGGAGAUAAACGAUAUUCCAUCGGGUUUUAUGCCAACCAUCCGGAGGCCAAAAAGGCGGGAGUGGCGAUAUUGUUCACGAGUACGACACAGUUUCACUGCACGGGCCUACAGGCGGAUCCCCAGGGACGGUACCUGUUUAUCAAGGGCAAUAUAGCGGACACCACAUACACCUUUGCGUGCUUAUAUUGCCCCAACAGACGGCAACAUACGUUCAUCGGGCAGACGCUGGCCAAGUUGGGGAGAUUUCGAGAGGGGCUGCUGGUGGUGGCAGGUGACUUCAACCUCCCGUUGGACCCUCGUAGGGAUACGUCCAGAGGUGUUAGCACGAUCCCCACACACUGCCUGCGGGCGACUCUGCGCUCACUGCACAAACUGGGCCUAGUGGACUGCUGGAGGGCGAACCAUCCCGAGGAUAGGGAUUACACUUACUACUCGGCGGUCCACGCCCACUAUAGCCGCAUAGAUUACGUAUUCCUGGCGCAAGAGUAUUUGGCAGUGCUGCAGGGGUCGGAGAUAGGGAGCAUGGAACAGUCAGACCACGCGCCCAUGAUAGUACAUACGAGUGCCCCCCUUUUCAAACCCACGGAAAGGCAGUGGCGGUUAAAUGA
This is a messenger RNA of Pelobates cultripes (western spadefoot toad), 812 nucleotides long. Lineage: Eukaryota; Metazoa; Chordata; Amphibia; Anura; Pelobatidae. The record is from the annotation of a GenBank genome assembly.